CGCCUCGCGGAGCACCGCGCCCGCCCCGGAGCUGCCCCGCAACGGCGGUGCUACGCCCGGGCGGCCGUCGCUGAGCAGCAGCGGAGAGUUCUACGACCUCGCCUUCAAGGUGAUGCUGGUGGGCGACUCAGGGGUCGGCAAAACCUGCCUGCUGGUGCGCUUCAAGGACGGCGCCUUCCUGGCAGGCAGCUUCAUCUCCACCGUGGGGAUUGACUUCAGGAACAAGGUGCUGACUGUGGACGGGGUGAAGGUGAAGCUGCAGAUCUGGGACACGGCCGGCCAGGAGCGCUUCCGCAGUGUCACACACGCGUAUUAUCGGGAUGCCCACGCCCUGCUCCUGCUAUACGAUGUCACCAACAAGGCAUCCUUUGACAACAUCCAGGCAUGGCUGACAGAGAUUCACGAAUACGCGCAGCAGGACGUGGUCCUCAUGUUACUGGGAAACAAGGUGGAUUCAGCCCAGGACAGAGUGGUGAAAAGAGAAGAUGGAGAAAAACUGGCUAAGGAGUAUGGGGUGCCCUUCAUGGAGACCAGCGCCAAAAGCGGCCUCAAUGUGGAAUUAGCGUUCACAGCCAUCGCAAAAGAACUGAAACACAGGUCCAUGAAGCUGCCCAACGAGCCCAAAUUCAAGCUCCACGACUACGUGAAGAAGGAAGUGAGAGGCUCCGGCUGCUGCAGGUUCUGAUGUGCUCGGUGCAUUUGUACAGAGACUCACGCCACGUGUUCGUGCGCCGCGCUCUCUCCUCGUGGACAGUGUGUGCAUGUCUGUCUUGUGUCUGUAUCUGCGUAAAAGGUGAGCUGAGACGCGGGGGGUGAAACCAGCAGCAGCUCCUCGGGCCGGCGCCAGGCUGGCCGUGCUGCAGCACAGCCGCUCCCUGAGCCCCGCAGCACCCACUGCCCUGCAGGUGCUCAGUCCCUGCAGGGAAGCAGCACCUCUCCCUCCUGACUGCUCCGCUCCUGCCUUGCCCAGAGCCACUUCCCAGUGCAGCUGCGGCUCCUUCUGGAGCGAUGGGUUCCUGCACCUGCUCAGCAGUGACAGCGCUGAGCCCCGAGUGUCUUCGGAUGCGUUAGUGUUAGCAGUGAUGAUGUGGGGGAGUGCCUUCUCCCCACCAAACAUCUGGGCAGGAAAAAUCCUGAAUUCCCUUUUCCCAGAUUCCUGGAAUUCAGCUGUUCAGAUUCUUGGCCUGGGGCAUGCGGGAACGCUUUGUUUUCAAGGCAACCAUCUUUGUAGCUGCUUACUUCUGUCUGUCAGUCCUUCCCGUGUUGUAACAUACCUCCUCGAUGAAGAUUUCUCCUCUUCCCCGCAGAAGACAAGAGCUUAGAUGUCUGUUUGUUUGAGUGAGCUCCUGCAAACACACCUGUCGUACAGAAAUCUCCUGACUGUUUAUCUGUUCGGUAAAGGCUUUGGUUCUCUUACUACAGCCAUUUCUAGUACUUUAAUGAGAAGAAAGCUAAUGUUCUGCAGCUUAUUCUAAAUGCCUUUAUGUCAGUGUGAUUGCAUUUUUAGACUGCAACAAUGCUUUGUUAUCUCCAAAGUUCUCUUGGGACAGCUCUUUCUUCUAACAGAAGAAAGAUGAGGAGUGCUGUAGGCAUUGAUUGUACAGAUCUAAGACUUUUCUGCCAGCUCUCUUCAAUGGACUCCUCACCCCUUUUGUCUGUGCCAAGCAUUUGGCUUUUGCUUUUUUCCAAGUUGCACUUCCAAGUACAAAUUUGGAUUACAUGUUUGGCCUUUGGCAGUUUUCUUAUUCAGCAAUUCCACAUGCACUGACACCAGGUGCCCGCUGCAUUGAGCCUCCCUGCACUGCCCUAAAUGGACCACUUAAGUCAACACACCCUCCAACACACCAGCUUUCUCAGCAGUGAGUGCAGCAGCUGCCCCUCAUUGUGCCAGCUCGAGCUGCAGCAGUAUUCCCAAAGGGCACAAGGACCCUCAGCACAGGAGUCAGGCAGGCAGUGACAGCAGAGACCCCUCGGAGCUGCAGUAAAAUAGGCAGCGUGCAGAACUACUGCUGAAAUGGGUCCAGCACAAUAAUAGCACAGAGCCCAAAAUAAACCUUUUCAUAAAUAGCUUUUUAGGGAGAAAUGUCUUUCAGUUUUAUUAUUUUUGUUAAAAACCUGUUCCUGGGGGAAUGUUUGCAGCGUGCAGCCUCCUGCCACUGUGCAUCCCCAGGCAGCGCCUGCUCCCUGCUCGCAGCCAGCAUGGAGGACCUGGGGAACAGCAGCCAGGGCUUCCAGUUUAUCAGCCCUCCUGUCACUCCUUCCCUGCCUGGUCUGGCCUCAGCAGAGUCAGCCUCCUCUCUUGCCUCCAAGCACCCCUGCAGCUGCCCUGCAUGUUGACCAGGCACUAUCAAGAAGUGAGUGGAAACCUGUCCAACAGUUUUGUGCUGCUUUGUUGAGCUUUGGUGUGCUCCUGCGGCUGCAACCUGAUCAGUUCCUUACAUGAAGCUGCUUAACAGCUUCCUCCGUUCUCAUUCUGUGCUGUAGCACAUGCCUGCUAGCUGAGGUUAAAAAAAAACAAGUGGAACUUUCUGCAGCCCCCGACCUUGCUGAGGGAAGACUUUAGUAUCCCAGCUGUGCAGCUCCUGGGGAUCUCUCUGGAGGCACAGAACAGCAGCAGCAGAUAGGCAGCUCCAACACCCAGAUCUGUUCCCAAGCCCGCCUUUGGUAUUCUAUGUUCUCAGAAUAAUCUUAGCAGCGUAACAGCAGCUCCUGCCCCAGUGCUGCCAGUCCCUGCAGACACUCCCCUCUUCUCCAGGCAGGAAAGCCUUGCAUCUUAGCAUCUUGAAGAAAAAGCUGGCAGUUAUUGAUUUGGUUCUUUAGAGUGGGACCAAAAGCAAUCUAAAAAAAAUACCUUUAAUAGGGGAGAUGCAAAUACUACUCCUCGAAUAUACCUACCAGGACCUAAGCAAUGCAGCAGAAACAUCACAGCUGCAUGUACGCAAUUUCCUUACACACCUACACUUCAGUGAGGCUCAGCUCCCAGCUCCACCCUGCCACAAACUCCCCAGUGCUGCACACACCUCGCUGCUGAAGCCCUUCCUCAGAUUCAGCCAUUUUUUACAUGGGCUUUUACUGCCACCAAGCGAUGGAGGAUUGCUCAGUGCACCCACACAGGCCCCAGGACGCGGCCUCACUCGCACUUCUCAUUUGUGCUGGCUCUCGUUUACAGCUUUUGUUUCACUCCCGUUAAUAAAUUUUUUUAAUAACC
Numida meleagris (helmeted guineafowl) is the source of this 3208-nucleotide messenger RNA. RefSeq names its product RAB26, member RAS oncogene family (gene RAB26). Gene Ontology annotation, molecular function: GTP binding; GTPase activity. The coding region runs from base 113 to 685 and encodes 190 amino acids. The transcript has 9 exons. Gene Ontology annotation, cellular component: endosome; Golgi apparatus. Lineage: Eukaryota; Metazoa; Chordata; Aves; Galliformes; Numididae. The record is from RefSeq and is a predicted model, not a curated record.